AUGGACCCCCGUGACGGCGACCUCUGGUCCGCUGUCAGAAGCUUCUUUCAACCCAAAUCGCCGCCUCCUCCUCCGCCGCCACCAAGGGCCGACCCAUUCUCUCACAUUUUUUCUCCUCCUCCUCCUCCGACGAUGGUGAGGAUUGAUGAGAACGUGUCGUUAAUGGAUUUUGCCAAUGCUUCAAGUUUCGGGGGCUUGGAGGAAGUUUGCAUGCCGUUCCUAUCACAGAUUCAGCAGCCUCCGACCGCCGCCGGAGUUGUGGGACCCCCAACGAAGGCCUCGGAUCAGCCGAAGCAAAAGCGGCAGCUAGGGGGGAGAUCAGGCAAAAAAAAGAAGGAGCCCAUCAAGAAGGUGGUGGUUCACGCUCCGGCGGAUACCAGCAACUGCAGUGACAACUGGGCUUGGAGGAAGUACGGACAGAAGCCCAUUAAAGGCUCCCCUUAUCCUCGAGGUUAUUACAGGUGCAGCACUAAUAAGAGUUGCCCGGCCCGAAAACUUGUGGAGAAGAACUGGGUCGAUCCGAAACUGGUGAUCAUCACCUACACCGANNNNCCACUCACAAGAGCGUUCUCUCUGGUAGCACCCGCAACAAGCAGUCUGGGGCUUCUUCCUCUUCGAGGCAUUCUCCUACGACACCUCUGGGGACGUCGCCAACGUCGCGGUCAGUAG
This is a messenger RNA of Asparagus officinalis (garden asparagus), 669 nucleotides long. RefSeq names its product WRKY transcription factor 22-like. The record is from RefSeq and is a predicted model, not a curated record. The transcript has 3 exons. Lineage: Eukaryota; Viridiplantae; Streptophyta; Magnoliopsida; Asparagales; Asparagaceae. Gene Ontology annotation, biological process: regulation of DNA-templated transcription. Gene Ontology annotation, molecular function: DNA-binding transcription factor activity; transcription cis-regulatory region binding. The coding region runs from base 1 to 669 and encodes 222 amino acids. Gene Ontology annotation, cellular component: nucleus.